This is a messenger RNA of Gossypium raimondii (Peruvian cotton), 1466 nucleotides long. Its product is annotated as acyl-CoA-binding domain-containing protein 3. Gene Ontology annotation, molecular function: fatty-acyl-CoA binding. The transcript is spliced from 5 exons. NCBI's taxonomy places the organism in Eukaryota, Viridiplantae, Streptophyta, Magnoliopsida, Malvales, Malvaceae. The coding region runs from base 200 to 1228 and encodes 342 amino acids. Gene Ontology annotation, biological process: fatty acid metabolic process. The record is from RefSeq and is a predicted model, not a curated record.
AGCUCCCAAAUGCCGAAUAUGCUUUGCUCUCUUCUACAAAUAUCCUUUCCCUCUCUCACCCUUCUCUUUCUAUUUUUUUAUUACUAUAACAAAAAAGUCCGUCUAUAUUUUCAUCCUUAAUCAACUUUAUUUCUCAUUGAUCCCGUCUUUUUCUUUCUGUUUCCAUCUUUGGGUUUUCAAGUUAUUUCCUUUGUUAAUCAUGGAGAUUAUCUUGGAACUUUUUCUGACAGCUUUUAUUGCUCUUGUUUUUUCUUUCUUGAUAGCCAAGAUUGUCUCUCUGGCUACCGGUGGUGAUGCUAGUGGGGGUUGUAGUGGUGGUGACGAUGACAAGAUCAUCAUGGAACAGUUGGAAUUCGCCGAGAAAUUGAAAGUUUCAAGCUUUGAAAGUGAAAAGAAAGUUGAUUUCGUUAAAGAAAGUGGUGAUGAUAACAAGGUUGUUGUUCUUGAAUCAGUUGAUGAUGAUGAUAAUGAUGAUCAGGGUUUUAAAAGUGAAACGAAAGUUGAUGAAUUGGAAGGUGAGGAAAGUGAGGAGGUCGUUGAAAGAUCGAAACUUGAAAGCUUUGUGCAAGAAACCGACAAGAAAAUCGAUGGUUUUGAGGCAGAAGUUGAGAGAAUUGGUGAAGAAAUAGAAGCUGAAAAUAAAACCAAAUUCCAACCACAAGAAAUUAGAAUUGAAGAGAGUCAAAUGAAGGUGCUUGGGGAAGAAGAAAAGGAAGUGAAACUGGCGAAUUAUGAGGAUGAAGAUGAUGAUUGGGAAGGGAUAGAGAAGAGUGAAUUGGAGAAAGUUUUUGGAUCAGCUUCUAAAUUCAUUGAACAAGAAGGAGAUUUGGGUAUAGGGAAUGAUGUUCAAAUGGAACUAUAUGGACUCCACAAGGUUGCAACAGAAGGGCCUUGUCAUGAAUCACAGCCAUUGGCUUUCAUGGUUGCUUCUCGUUCCAAAUGGAAUGCUUGGCAAAAGCUGGGGAACAUGAGUCCAGAGGCGGCUAUGGAGCAGUAUGUUGCCCUUGUUUCAGAUAAAGUUCCGGGGUGGACGAAAGAUACUUCCGAUGGAGAGCGGAAAUUAGAAUCUGCAGACCAAGGCGUUGCUGGUUCUGUGGCUCCUGAUAUAGAUUCAUUUCCAGAUAAGCAGGCCAUUUUUAUGCAUGAAAGGAAUGCAGACUCGAAUACUGCUCCAGCAGGUGGUGACAUAACUGAGAGCGCAAGCCUUGAGAAGCAGGCCAAAGACUGAUUAGAGCAUCGCCCUGAUUUCAUCUCCCCCCUAGACCGCAGGGGCCAUUCUCCUUGGUCAGAAACAAGACUAUAUUUUACCACCAAUUAUAAAUAUCAUCCUUAGACUGAAUAAUCUAUCCCUUGUUUAUCUAUAUAUCCCUGUUUACAUCGCCGUGUGGUUAAAAAUUGAAACUAUUGAUUGUUGUUGUAUAUUAUGCAUGUAAAUAAAAAGGGUGAAGCACCCAUGUUUCUAGUAA